CAGAGAUCCAUUUUCAGUUUGGUUUCGGGUUGCCUGGAGUGUGGUCUGGUAACCUGAGGACACGAGAUCUCCCUUGUCUGUCCCUCAAAAGCUGGGUGUGAGCAGCCUAUCGGUUCAUUGCAGGGUGGAGUGUCCCAUUCUGUGGCCAAGAUGUGGCCGUCCGUGUCCAUCCUGUGUGUCCUGGUGGCCUUCGCCAAUGCUCGCAGCAUUCCUUACUUCCCUCCCCUCUCCAGUGACUUGGUCAACCACAUAAACAAGCUCAACACCACCUGGAAGGCAGGGCACAACUUCCAAAAUGCUGACAUGAGCUAUGUGAAGAAGCUCUGUGGCACCUUCCUGGCUGGGCCCAAGCUCCCUGAGAGGGUGGACUUUGCUGCAGACAUGGAGCUGCCCGAUAACUUCGACUCACGAACACAGUGGCCCAACUGUCCCACCAUCAGCGAGAUAAGAGAUCAGGGCUCCUGUGGCUCCUGCUGGGCUUUUGGCGCCGUAGAAGCGAUUUCAGACCGAAUCUGUGUCCACACCAACGCCAAGGUCAGUGUGGAGGUGUCAGCUGAGGACUUGCUGUCAUGCUGUGGCUUCGAGUGCGGCAUGGGGUGCAAUGGUGGUUACCCCUCUGGUGCGUGGAGGUACUGGACAGAGAGGGGCCUCGUGUCUGGGGGCCUCUACGAUUCCCAUGUGGGCUGCCGUCCCUACUCCAUCCCACCCUGCGAGCACCACGUGAACGGCUCCCGGCCCCCCUGCACCGGGGAAGGAGGGGGAACCCCGAGAUGCAGCCGGCACUGUGAACCUGGAUACUCACCCUCCUACAAGGAGGACAAGCACUAUGGCAUCACCUCCUAUGGAGUCCCUCGCAGUGAGAAGGAAAUCAUGGCUGAGAUCUACAAGAAUGGCCCAGUGGAAGGAGCCUUUAUUGUCUAUGAGGAUUUCCUGAUGUACAAGUCUGGGGUGUACCAGCACGUGUCUGGGGAGCAGGUUGGAGGCCACGCCAUCCGGAUCCUGGGCUGGGGGGUGGAGAACGACACCCCGUACUGGCUGGUGGCCAACUCCUGGAACACCGACUGGGGGGACAACGGCUUCUUCAAAAUCCUCCGAGGGGAGGACCACUGCGGCAUCGAGUCCGAGGUCGUGGCCGGCAUCCCCAGGACGGAGCAGUACUGGAAGAGGAUGUAACAGGCUUGGAUCAAACCACAAAUAAUCCUGAGUCCCUGAUGCUUUUAACUGAUAGCGGGUUGGGUGCAGAGACCCCCCUUUCUAAGAGACUAUAGUUGAGAUUACUUUAUUAAAGCUUUUUAUCUUUUUAUCUUUUCUU
Molecule: messenger RNA, 1312 nt
Organism: Empidonax traillii (willow flycatcher)
Lineage: Eukaryota; Metazoa; Chordata; Aves; Passeriformes; Tyrannidae
Gene: CTSB
Product: cathepsin B
Exons: 10
Coding region: 151-1173 (340 amino acids)
Biological process (GO): regulation of catalytic activity
Cellular component (GO): lysosome
Molecular function (GO): cysteine-type endopeptidase activity
Source: RefSeq, a predicted model, not a curated record